Molecule: messenger RNA, 2862 nt
Organism: Pyrenophora tritici-repentis Pt-1C-BFP
Lineage: Eukaryota; Fungi; Ascomycota; Dothideomycetes; Pleosporales; Pleosporaceae
Source: RefSeq, a predicted model, not a curated record
AUGCGAUCCUCUCGCACACCUGGGAGGGAGCAGGAAGGUGGUCUCGAUGAUCUGAAAGAUCUAGACAAUGCAGUAGACGUCGACACACAACGCAAGGAAGGAUAUCGGAAGAUUCGCUUCUGCGCGCAACAGGCUAAACGGGAUGGUCUAGUCUACUUCUGGGUCGACACCUGCUGCAUCAACAAGGCAAACAACACGGAACUGUCAAAAGCCAUUAACUCUAUGUUCCGAUGGUACCAGAAUGCUAAAAGGUGUUAUGUCUUCCUUUCAGACGUCGCGAACGACACCUCAAAAAGUGGUAGUAAGUCGGCGUUCAAGCAGAGCAGGUGGUUUAAGCGGGGCUGGACGCUUCAGGAGCUUCUUGCUCCUUACUCUGUUGAGUUCUUCUCUAAAGAGGGAGAGCGGCUAGGGGACAAGGGGUCGCUUCAGCACCCUAUACACGAGGUUACAGGCAUACCUAUCGAAGCUCUGUCAGGGAGCGACUUAUCCGAGUUCGACGUUGCUAAGCGUUUCUCUUGGGCAGCGAAUCGACAGACAACAGAGGAAGAAGAUAGAGCGUAUUGUCUUUUCGGCAUAUUCGGCGUCCACCUACCGCUGAUCUAUGGCGAAGGCAAAGAGAACGCACUUGAGCGGCUGAGAAGCGCGGCUAUUCUGAAACAUAAGGGCCGCAGUCAAGACCAAGAAGAGAAGCUUAACAAGAUACGCAGCUGGCUUUCGGCGCCUAAUCCGUCUACCAACUACCACAAAGCGCAUAAGCAGCGGCAGGCUAAGACCGGAGUCUGGUUGCUAGAGGGUGAGCAGUUCACGAGAUGGAAAGAGAGUGCAGCGUCGCGACUGUGGCUGUAUGGGAUCCCAGGAUGUGGAAAGACGAUCCUAAGCUCUACCAUCAUCGAGCAUCUGCUGCAGCACUGCUAUGAUGACACUAGCAUGGUGACGGCGUACUUCUACUUCGACUUCAACGAUACACAGAAACAGGAUCCAAAGCUUAUGCUGCGCUCGCUGCUAUACCAGCUCCUCCAGAGUUCGGUCGUGAUACCCAACCGGAAAGAGCGAGAUAUUGAGAGGUCUUUAGAGAGUUACGUUGGGGAAGAGGACACUAUCUGUCUUCAGAGGGACGUAGUGGACAAGGACAUACAACGAUACGUUCAACAAAGGCUGCGUGACGACAAGGGCUUAGCGAAAUGGAACAAGGACGCCGCUAUUAGGCAGGAGAUUGAAGCUGCACUAAUGAGCGGAGCUCGCGGGAUGUUCCGAUGGGCUGUGUGUCAGUUGGACACACUAGGAAAGUGCUGCAAUCGAGCGAUGCUGCGCAAAUCUCUUGCUAGUCUGCCGCGGACGCUAGACCAGACAUACGACCGCAUCCUCUCCACGAUAAGCGAGGAAUAUUCUAAGUAUGCGAUGCGCAUCCUGCAGUGGUUGACGUUCUCUGCGCGGCCGCUGUCUGUCGAAGAGAUCGCUGAAGUCGUCGCUAUUGACGUGGCGCGCGACCCCGCGUUCGACCGUGAUGAGGUGCUAGAAGACCCGCUAGAAGUGCUGGACAUCUGCUCUAGUCUAGUCACUAUCACGAAGAACGAAGCGGACGGAAGAUUAAGGCCUGCCCAACAGAUUAUCGCGCUAGCGCACUACUCAGUGCAGGAGUAUCUUGUGUCGGAUAGAAUCAGGCAGGGAGAGGAGCCUGCAUAUCUCAACUGGAUCCGGUUGCAUGAUCCAGACCGUACUUGGGAAGGGCCGAAUUUAGAGAGAAGUCUCGAUCGCGUGCCUAUGCCGCUUUACUACGCAACAAUGUUGGGGUUUAGUACAAUUACAAGACUGCUGCUCGACAAGGGCGCCGACGUCAACGCGCAGGGUGGACGCUUCGGCAACGCACUGCAGGCAGCUUCAUAUGGAGGCUACGAGCAGGUAGUCAAGGCGCUGCUCGACAACGGCGCCGACGUCAACGCCCAGGGUGGAGACUACAACAACGCACUGCAGGCAGCUUCAGUUAGAGGCCACGAGCAGGUAGUCAAGACGCUGCUCGACAAGGGUGCAGACGUCAACGCGCAGGGUGGACGCUUCGGCAACGCACUGCAGGCAGCUUCAUAUGGAGGCUACGAGCAGGUAGUCAAGACGCUGCUCGACAACGGCGCCGACGUCAACGCCCAGGGUGGAGACUACAACAACGCACUGCAGGCAGCUUCAGUUAGAGGCCACGAGCAGGUAGUCAAGAGGCUGCUCGACGCGGGCGCCGACGUUAACGCGCAGGGUGAAGAGUACAGCAAUGCGCUAUACGCAGCUUCAGCUAGAGGCCACGAGCAGGUAGUCAAGAGGCUGCUCGACGCGGGCGCCGACGUUAACGCGCAGGGUGAAGUCUACGACAAUGCACUCCAGGCAGCUUCACGAGGAGGCUACGAGCAGGUGGUCAAGAUGCUGCUCGACAAGGGCGCCGAGGUCAACGCGCAGGGUGGACGGUACGGCAACGCACUAUACAUAGCUUCAGCUAGAGGCCACGAGCAGGUAGUCAAGAUGCUGCUCGACAAGGGCGCCGACGUUAACGCCCAGGGCGGAGAGGACGGCAAUGCACUGCAGGCAGCUUCAUGGGAAGGCCACGAGCAGGUAGUCAAGACACUAAUCGACAAGGGCGCCGACGUCAACGCGCAGGGCGAAGAGUACAGCAAUGCACUAUACGCAGCUUCAGUUGAAGGCCACGAGCAGGUAGUCAAGAGGCUGCUCGACGCGGGCGCCGACGUUAACGCGCAGGGUGGAGGGUACGGCAACGCACUGCAGGCAGCUUCAGAAGGAGGCCACGAGCAGGUGGUUAAGAUGCUGCUCGAGGCAGGUGCGCAUCAACACCAGGAGAAUGAUCUUGCGUCAAUGCCUGAAUAA